Messenger RNA from Sparassis crispa, 591 nucleotides. Its product is annotated as Phosphatidylinositol N-acetylglucosaminyltransferase subunit gpi15. The transcript is spliced from 4 exons. Lineage: Eukaryota; Fungi; Basidiomycota; Agaricomycetes; Polyporales; Sparassidaceae. The record is from RefSeq and is a predicted model, not a curated record. Gene Ontology annotation, cellular component: glycosylphosphatidylinositol-N-acetylglucosaminyltransferase (GPI-GnT) complex. Bases 1 to 591 code for a protein of 196 amino acids. Gene Ontology annotation, biological process: GPI anchor biosynthetic process.
AUGCGCCGUACCUCGCCAUUGCUGGAUUUCCCCGAAUUCUCCCUGUUAGAAUGUCCAGGCUGGCGCGAAUAUAGGGUGGAGAACCCGCGGCUGGUUCACACUGGAGCGCACACCCUAAGGAGGAUACUCCACUGGUAUUGGACAGAUGCCACUUUGCCGCUCCUAGCAGCCAUUCUCUGGCCUUCGGUCUCUAAGAAUCGUGUUGCUGUCGUGGGCCUUGUGUCUGCGGUGCUGAUAUACCUCUAUACCCGAUGCACGCAGGUUUUAUGGGAGUCCGUCGUCGUUCUCCCGUCUCUCGGGAUCCAGUUGGAGACACAUCAAGGGUUGCCGUCGCUCCCACUGUUCACCUCCCGUCGGUUCAUCCCGCUGUCGUCUUUGCAAGAUUUCGUCAUAAACGAAGGCUUGCGGCGAUGGGAUAUUCGUUACUAUCUGGUGGCAAUUCAGCGCUCUCAGAAUGGGGUCAUCAGCCUAGAAGUUGCGUAUGAGAAUCUUCUGCCUCGGUUUGCUGUACUCUUUGAGGUAUACCACGGCGUACAUGAGACCUUGCUCGGCGAUGGUUCGAAGCAGGAUGAGCAUGAGAAUGAAACAUAG